This is a messenger RNA of Hylaeus anthracinus, 4574 nucleotides long. RefSeq names its product dynein axonemal heavy chain 2. Bases 32 to 2098 code for a protein of 688 amino acids. The transcript has 10 exons. Lineage: Eukaryota; Metazoa; Arthropoda; Insecta; Hymenoptera; Colletidae. The record is from RefSeq and is a predicted model, not a curated record.
GUGUUUAUUUUUCACUAUCUGAUUAAAAGUCAUGAGUGCUAAAAAAGAAAAAUCAGAAAGUUCGAAGAAGUCAGAUAAAAUGAUCGACACACAUCGAGAAUUUUUAGAUAUGGAUACCGAUGAGGAAGAUUUCGGUCGACAAGAAUCACCCGAAGUCGAAGAAGAACUUCCUCCAGAACCCGAAAAACCCGUGUUUUCUGAAGGCGAUUUGGUUACAUUAGUACAACAUGUAAAAGAUUUAACAAUAUUCUCUUCUCUCGAUAAGAAUUGGAAUGAAAAAUGCGAUAAAGUAGUACGAGAAUAUUUUGAGAAUCCGUCACACUUCGUGCUAUGUAUUUUUCACGAAGAAAGUAAAUUAACCGCCAUUUUAAAUAUUCCGAAUUAUGCACCUAAAGGAUUUGUGUAUUUUCUAAGAUCACCGUGGCAGAUUUAUACGCCAGAUAAUUUUCGCAGCACCGUAUCAUUCGGAAGUAUUAGUAAAAAUACUAAAAGUUCUAUUUUAAAAUUUAUGGAAAAUAUCUAUGCACCAGUUAUACUUCGAAGCAACGACUGUGCAUCACUCAUACAAAAUGAAGUAUUUUCAAAUCUUCAUGAAUUUAUUAUACGUCUUACCGCGGAGGUUUAUGAUCCAAUGGGCUUAACUACGUUGUACGUUCCAAAAGAGAAUAUUUUUAAGACAUUUGUGGAACCGUCGAAAAAAAUUGACUGUUUCUUACUCGGAGAAGAUAUAAAAGCGGUACUUCUGGAGAAAGACGAAAGGCAACGGAAAUUAGUUGAUAGAUUGGAAAAAGUAGUUUGGUCUUGGAUUAGACAAAUAUAUAAAGAGAGGAAAAUAACGUCGAGCAGAACAAAGAUUGAAAGCAUACAAGACGAAGUGAAUUAUUGGAACGCGAAAUAUUUAAACCUGGCUUAUUUAAAUGCUCAACUUCUUAACCCAGAAGUUCAAUUGAUAAUCAAAAUACUCGGAAAUUUGUGUUCUCUCAGCGCAAAUAAAUUUCAGGAAUUAACCAAGCAUAUUGAAAAGGGAUUAAAAGAAACGUCGUCGAACUUAAUGUACUUAAAUAUUUUACUCGAUUUUUGCAAAAAUCUAACCGUUCCGGAAGACGCUGAAAACUCAAUCACUGAAGCGCUGCUUCUGAUAUUAUUUAUUUGGAUUGAGUCUCCAUUUUAUAAUACCACGAACAAUAUCGAAAUACUUUGUCAAGCAUUUAGUUCGCAGAUAAUACAUCAAUGCAAAAAUUAUAUUAUGCUAGACGUUGCUCUAGGAAGUAAUCCAGAAGACGGGAUGGAAAUAUUGAAAAAAUGUAUAUUCUGUUGUGAUAUUUACAAAAUAAUUUAUGACAAUUUAACGAUGAACGUUGUUUCAUACAUUAAUAUUGAUAAGAAAUGGGACAUAAACAAAGCGGAAGUUUUCAAUAAAAUUAAUACUUUUAAACAAAGAUGCUAUGACGUGUUUGAAAUCUGUGACGCGUUACUCAUAUUUGGAAGAUAUAAUAAAAUAGGAUUAUUCGGUGGUACAAGAGGAAUUGAAUAUGAAGCAUAUUGGCGGGAAAUUGAAAACAUAUUUUACGAAAUUUUAAAUGAAAUUAUUGCCGCUCGUGAUAUAAUAUUUGACAUUACGAAAUCAAAUUGGCUGAAAAAAUACAGACGAUUUAAGUAUACAAUUUUACAGUUAGAGAACAUGGUAAUAAAUUUAAUUAACGACAUAUUUAAAAAUGUUAAGAACAUAGAAGAGGGUAUUGAGGCGAUUUAUACUUUACAAAAAUUUAACAAAAGGGAUAAUUUGCGAGAAAUAUUGCAGACUAAGUGGAUACAGGUAUGGACAAUUUUUAACAACGAAAUAAAAUAUUGUUAUAUUAACGCGGUUAAUGUGUCAAAAAUAUGCGAGCGGUCAACACAAAAGACAAAUGUCAACAUGAAUAUGUCGUUCAUUCUACAGUAUAUAAAAACUCAGCAUAAUAAGAUGAUAAAUGCAAUGGACUGGAUAGGAAAUUGUGCUGCUGAACAGUGUAUUUUGCAACAAUAUAAACAUGUGUUAGAUGUAAUUGACGAGAGAAGAAAGAUGAUUAACACUUACAGUACAUACGGAACACAAUAACGAGGGAUGAUAAGUUGUGAAAGUCACAAUUGAACAAACAAACAAUUUUAUAUGAUAGAAGGAAUAACAAUUUUUCGUAAUGAACCUCAGUCACUGUAUUAUUAAAAAAAUUACAUUGUUAUAACUUUGGACGGGGCGCUAUGGUCGUAACAUUCAUUCUAUUAUAUAUGUCGUACUUAAUUUUUAAUAUAAAAAAAAUACUAAUAGAUAACCAAGAAUUAAUUAAUUAAUUUGUCCGACGUAACAUAUAAUGUUAUUCGCUGUUUUCUUUGUAUAUGGUUUAAUAAGAAAAUUUAUAUUACUUAUACUUAUUCUGAACUUGUGACAGCCUUAUAAUACAAUUACACAUCAUUAAUAUAUCCUUCAAUAUCAAUAUUCAUAUCAUUCUACUUUUCUUUGUUUAAAAUCUUAAGGAUGUAGCAUACAUAAAUUUUUUAAACAUUUAUAUUGUAUGAAUUCCUUUUUAUCAAUCACCCUGCCUUUUUUUUAAUAGUGCAAAAAUAAAAUUUAUAAUAUGAUCGGCAUAGGAUGAGAGAGAAAUCUUAGAUGGCACUUUAAUCAUUGUGAGGUAUUUGAAUAGUAACUAAAGUAGAUAUACUUUAGUAAUUUAUCAUAUAAAAAUUAUUUUUUAUAAAUUAUGUAAAACUUUUAAAUGCUAACAAUAAUAAGUUAUAAAUUAUACUUUUAUCAGAUCAUGUUCGUAAACUGAAAAUUAUCUUAUGGACAAGAUAUCGUGAUAAAUAUUACAUUAAAUAAAAACAUGGAAUUAUAAUGUUAACAAAUUUACACAAAAAUGUAAUUUCUUAAUCAAUCUGUAAAGAAUACGAGUGUAUCUUCUGUAUUAAAACUAACUAACUUUGGGAAUUUUUAACAUGAAAUUAAUAUUUCUAUAAAGUUCACAACAACUAUAAAUUACUUAUUUAUUUACUAUAUAUUAAUUAUAGAUUUCGAAUCAUAGAAAUAAUAAAAUAUCAGAAAAAUUAAUAUUUAUUAAUAAUAUAAACUGGAAUAAUUUUGACUGCAUUUUCUGUACUGGAAUUUGCGAGCCAAAAAUUACUAACGUUGUAAAUAUUGAGUUCAUUAGAUUUGUGAAAUUUCCUCUAAUCCCGAAUAAUUUAUCUGUAUUUAGGCACAGCAUUCAUACUUUCAUUUUCUAACAUGUUAUUAGUACCUUUUACAUACUGUGGUCCCUUAAGCAACUUUGAAUACGACUAAACACAUAAAGUAGAUAUAACAAUAUUGCACACAUAACUGAGUUCUCUAUCUCGUUAGAUAUAUAUUCCAUUAUAUACUUAUGUUUCCCAAAGUUAUAGUAAUUAUACAGAACAUCCCCAUGACUUAUAUAUUAUAUAACUGUGUAAACAAAAAAUAAUAAAAAAUGAAAUGGAAUUAAUGAGUAGUUUUGGAUGUAGUCCAUUAAUGACAAUAUAGGGUAAUCUAUGCAGUUAACACUUUUUUGUAUUACUAGAUACACAGAAUAUAUAAAUAAAGUACUAUAUCCAUAUAUAAGUAGAAACUGUUCAUAAAAAUGCUUCUGAAAAAAAGAAAUUUUCUUAACCGAAUUAAGGUAAUAGUAUAUUUUGAUACAAAAUUAAGAGCUAUAAGGAGUAUGGAAAGAUAUGUAAAUGCGUCCAUUUAUGUAUAUUAUAAAUAUUUUCACAUGUAUUCCCUCGUAUGAGGAUUCUUUUUAAAAAAAUGGUACUAUUGUUACAAAGAUAGUUAUUAAAUGUGCAAAGAAUCCUACACACUUCAGCGUUAAUAAUAAACUUAGUAAACCAUCACCAGUUAGUAGGUAGUAUUGGGUGAUGUGACCCUUCAGGAAAAGUAGGUAUCAUCCACUUUUUAUGACUUAUUCAAUUGAACAAGAUACAGUUUUCAACGUUAAAGAAACAUAUAAAAAUAGAUCUAUUGAUAUUGUUGACUAUAAUCUUAACAAAAUCUAGUAAAAAUAGUAGCACCGCUUGUAAGUUCAUUCAGUUUUUAUAACUAUAAAUAUUUUUACACGUGUUACAUUAAGUUGUAUCAAAUUGAAAGUCUCAACAUAGAUUACCCUAUAACCAGUUAUAAUUAUCCACUUAGGAACUAUUAUAAAAAUUAUACAUAAAUAUUUUAUGUACAUAUACCUGGCACGUGUACAUAUACACACUUCUAAUUUUGAUUAUCAUAAUACUGUAAUCCAUAAUUUGCUUAGAGAAUUAGAACACUCUUUUGGCACAAGUAACUUAAACAAAAGUACGUAUUUGGUUUCUUUGUUCUACUUAUUUUUAACACUUUACCAACCUGCAGUCGAUUAAUCGACUUUUUGUCCCCAACGAUCGGCAACUGCUAUGGUAACUAGCAAGUAUUUGUUACUUUGAAUUGAUAUACAAGUUGCUUUGCUCUGUAAGCUCUCGUAUUUUUAUACAAUUCCCGGUGUCAGAGAAGAUCUGCUGCCGAGCGGCCGGUGAGAAGGGCAUAAGAUGUUGAACAGCUACCG